Molecule: messenger RNA, 1116 nt
Organism: Nicotiana attenuata
Lineage: Eukaryota; Viridiplantae; Streptophyta; Magnoliopsida; Solanales; Solanaceae
Product: ATP-dependent Clp protease proteolytic subunit 2, mitochondrial
Exons: 3
Coding region: 91-804 (237 amino acids)
Biological process (GO): protein quality control for misfolded or incompletely synthesized proteins
Cellular component (GO): endopeptidase Clp complex
Molecular function (GO): ATP-dependent peptidase activity; ATPase binding; serine-type endopeptidase activity
Source: RefSeq, a predicted model, not a curated record
UCUAAAUUACGGUAAAACCCCACACUUCACUCUUGCUAUCACAAUAAAAAAUCCACUGAGGUUUCAAUUCCAAAUCCCAGGAAAACAGCGAUGCGCAGCCUAAUUGCUCACAAACUUUGGAAUGGAAUCAGCAGAAGGCCUUUGAAUCCAAAUAGUAGGAGAUGGUACGGGCUAAUACCGAUGGUGAUAGAGCACUCUUCCCGUGGAGAGAGGGCUUAUGACAUAUUCUCAAGGCUGCUCAAAGAGCGCAUCAUUUGCAUCAAUGGACCCAUUAACGAUGAUACUUCCCAUGUUGUCGUUGCUCAGCUUCUUUUCCUAGAGUCCGAGAAUCCAUCCAAGCCUAUUCACAUGUACCUCAAUUCUCCCGGUGGCGCCGUCACUGCCGGUCUUGCUAUCUACGAUACAAUGCAGUACAUUCGAUCUCCAAUUAAUACUAUAUGUCUAGGUCAAGCAGCUUCAAUGGCAUCCCUUCUCUUAGCUGCUGGUGCCAAGGGUGAGAGACGAUCUCUUCCUAAUGCUACAAUCAUGAUUCAUCAGCCUUCUGGUGGAUAUAGUGGGCAAGCUAAAGAUAUGACAAUUCACACAAAACAGAUUGUUCGGGUAUGGGAUGCACUGAACCAACUAUACUCCAAGCAUACGGGACAACCAGUGGAAAUAAUUCAAAAGAAUAUGGAUAGGGAUUAUUUCAUGACCGCUGAAGAAGCCAAGGAGUUUGGGAUAAUUGAUGAGGUUAUUGAUCAAAGACCAAUGGCUCUGGUAACUGAUGCUAUCGCUAAAGAGGCCAAAGAUAAAAGUUCAAAUUAGAAUUUGUGGGAUCUGGAACCUGGGUUGAUAUUUGAGAACUUUCAUGGGACAUUUUGCUUAUGGAGACUGACAUCAGUGUUUUCUUCAAGUAGUAAUAAGAAGGAUGAUUUUUAGCAACAUAAAUCAUUGUUCAUUUUUUGUGUAGAAGUGAGGAAGACUUGUUGCAUAAAAUUCCUGUUAGGAUUUUCACUUUGAGCUUAUAUGCUAUAGAUAUUAUUUGUAGCUACUCAUGAUAAAUUUUUCUUAUACUCGGCCGAGAUGUUAUUUAACGCUUCUUUUCAUAAAAAGAACUUUGGUGUGUACUGGAAGCUA